Ruditapes philippinarum (Manila clam) is the source of this 2338-nucleotide messenger RNA. RefSeq names its product interferon-inducible GTPase 1-like. The transcript has 4 exons. Bases 96 to 1616 code for a protein of 506 amino acids. The record is from RefSeq and is a predicted model, not a curated record. Gene Ontology annotation, cellular component: membrane. Gene Ontology annotation, molecular function: GTP binding; GTPase activity. NCBI's taxonomy places the organism in Eukaryota, Metazoa, Mollusca, Bivalvia, Venerida, Veneridae.
AUGCAGGUUAUACACUGUCAAUAUAAUUUAUAUUAGCUUUUUGUACAUUCGCCGAUCGUCAUUCUGUUUUUGCGUGUUACAACAGGAAGGAAAUAAUGGAGAAUUUAUGGUGGAUUUUUGUUUUUGUUUUCCUUGUUGUUAUAAUUGCUGCUGUUUUUCGAUCUAUCGAACAGGUUUUAGCACAAAUUCCAUCCGAUAAACACAAUAAAAAGGUUAAGAAAAACACUGUGAAACAAUCAAAAGAAACAGAUGAAGGUUCAACAUUGACAACGCGUGAAAAAUCGUUAGAUGCGAGUUCGGUCAAGAAAAGGAAACAAGUCGGGACGUCUUUCAGGGAAACUUUGCAGUCGGCCUACGAAAUGAAUGUAUCAUUAUCAAGCGAGUGUUUGUCAGAAGAUGAAACGACAGAAACCUACAAAGACGAAACGAAUGAGGUUCAAGGUCGUAUUGAAAAUAAAUCCCUGUCAGAUGAAAUGACAGAAACCUACAAAGACGAAACGGAUGAAGUUCAAGGUCGUUUUAAAAUUAAAUCCCUGUCCGGUCUUAAAUAUGACAAAUGCCGUUCAUAUAUUGACAAAGAUGGCCUGAAGAAAGAGAUGGAAAAAGCGGGAGUCUUGCAUGGUCUAAAUAAAUAUAUCAAGGAUUCUUUAAAAACGUGGGCUGACAUGGAAUUAAAUGUUGCUGUCACAGGCAAUUCUGGUGUUGGAAAAUCCAGUCUCAUCAAUGCUCUUAGAAAGUUAAAACCUUCGCACGAAGGGGCAGCUACUGUUGGUGUUUUUGAAUCAACUACAAAGGGUAUAAAAUACAUCUAUCCUGAAAAUCCAAGGGUAGCUCUUUGGGACUUACCUGGCGUGGAAACACAAAGCCUCACAAAAGAGAAAUAUUUUAAUGACAUGAAUUUUCCUAGAUUUGACGUGGUUAUAAUUGUUACAGAGGGGCGAUUCCAAGAAAAUGAUAUAUGGUUGGGAAAAGAGUUGCGUACCAUACGCAAAAAUAUUAUUUUUGUUCGAACAAAAAUUGACAUUGACAUUGCAAACAUAAAGCGGGCGUAUCCAGACAUAUUCAAUGAAAUUGAAUGCCUGGAUAAAAUUAGGAAUAAUUUAUCAGAAAACAUUCGCCUUGGGGGAAUACCAGAUUUUGGUAGUAAUGUGUUUUUGGUCAGCUCUCCCGAAAGAGAAUUGUACGAUUUUAGUAUUUUCGAUCAGGAACUUAAAGGUUUAUUGAGCAUCAAUGCAAGCGUCAUCACAGCUUUACUACAUGAACAAAUUAAAAAACAAAUAAAGAAAGACCAAGAAUCGUGCAAGAAUAGAUUCAAAGGUUUCAUUGGUUUCCUUUACGGUUGGUCUUUGACAUUUAACUUUGACUCUCAAUUACUUGAUGCAUACCGGAAAAAGUUUUGCAUCGAUGAACGUUCCCUUGAGCUGAUAGCAAAUGAAUUGAAAGCCACAAAAAGCGAAUUAAAAAUGUGUCUGAAAUCUUACCAGAAACAUCACUUAAACGUUGGGAUUAUCGACAAAGGCAAAUGUUUGAAAAUGUGUGCUGAAAUGGCAAAAGAUGAAAGAUGUUUAGCAUAUCGUCGUCUUAACCUUCUUGCAAAACAACUAAAACCGAUUUAGUAAUGGAUAUUGCUUUGAUAAAUUAAGUGAUAGACUUCAUUAUGGCCAAUACACCACAACAGGAAAUAAUAUAUCUAUACAAUGUAAUUUGUCUGAUGUUUCAAGCUUCACAAAUAAUAAAAAUGACAAUUGCGAAUUACAUGGCUAGAAUAACUUCAAAUUCAAUAUUUCAAUGGUGACAUAAUAACACUAUCCAAGAGCAUUACAAAGCAAACUAUAAGUGCAACGACAGGACAUGUUAUCCAGGUAUUUUUAUUUCUUCGAGAUAUAACAACGGUGAUGCGAUCAAAUGUAGCAGAAACGAAGUCUACAAUUGACGGUUUAAACUCUGUUGUAAGUCGUUUUUAUCAUAAAAUGAGACACUUUCAGACUAUCAGUGGUAUUGUUCUAAUCUAUGAAUUAGACCAGAUUUAAGACUGAGCUACAAUUGAGCAAUUUAUUCAAAGACAAUCCGGAACUUUCAAAAACCGAAAAUGUGCCAAUCAAGAAGGUCUAUCGUGAACGCAGCAGAAAUGCAGAUAUGUGUCCGUUUACAUCUUGAUUCUAAUACUUAAGAAAUCGAGAAAAUAUUGCCAAAAGUAAAGACAAAAUUUCAGUAGUUGAUCUGAAAUUAUUAUCGUAUGAAACAUUUAAGUAUGUAUGUAAAAAGUUAUCUUAUUUUCGUUAAAAAGAGCUUUGUAUAAUUUCGUGUAAGAGAGACAUAGAACGUUUUUGAAAAUGAA